CCCGCCGGGUUGCCAGGCGGCAGGACGGGGACACAAUGGGGUCUGGGAGUUGGCCCGGACACCCCACUUGCCUUCCCAGCCGGUAGCCACAGGAGCAGGUUAGUGCAUCAACUUCAGGCCCCUCCAGGCGCCCGGUCCCAGUGCCGCUCCCCUGCUGCGGCAUCUUCCCCAGACGCCAACACACCGCGGCCCCCAGAACCCCCGGGGAUUCCCUUCGGCGGAGCUGAGUCCAAGCUUGGCGUGGGCACACACACACACACACUAAACUCACUCAGUUUGGGGGUGGGGGGUGGAGAAGGCCUCGAAGCUGGGUCCCUACCCUGCGCCCCCUCCCCCACAGAACUGGGCUAUCCCCCCCCCCCACACACACACACACACACACACGCCCGAAGCUGGGGUAGCCCCCCCACACACACACACCAGAGCUGGGAAAGCUACUGUGUUUUCCUGGCGCCUGGGAGACGGGUGGGGCCCCGCCUGGCUCGCCCCUGGAGUUGCCGGGAUGUGUCGUCGUCCCCCACCUUCUGUCCACAGGUGCUGCGGGCCGUAGAGCACCCACCGCGCCAUGGGCUCGGACCUCUGGGUCGGUCCCUGGCGACCGCACCGGCCCCGCGGCCCCAUCGCGGCGCACUACCGGGGCCCGGGACCCAAAUACAAGCUGCCCUCCAACACCGGUUACGUGCUGCACGACCCCUCCCGGGCCCGCGCCCCCGCCUUCACCUUCGGCCUGCGCCUCCCCAAGCAGCAGGUCUCGUGCAGCCCCGGGCCGGGCUACUUGGUGCCGGCGCGCAUGACGGUGCGCGGCUGGGACGGCACCCCCGCCUUCUCCAUCUUCGGCCGCCAGCGCCACGCCGCGCCCAGCCUCACUCCCGGACCGGGCAGGUACUUCCCGGAGCGAGCGGGCAACGCCACGUACCCCAGCGCGCCUCGACACACCAUGGCCCCCCGAAACUGGGGCGUGCAAGCGGAGCACAACACCCCAGGUCCCGGCGCCUACACGGUGCCCUCGGUCCUGGGCCCGCGAGUCAUCAGUAAGGUCUCCGCCCCCACCUACUCCCUCUACGGCCGCAGCGUCGUGGGCAGCUUCUUCGAGGACCUCAGCAAGACCCCAGGUCCCGGCACCUACCACGUGGUGAACCCCGGCAUCUACAAGUCUCGGGCCCCCCAGUUCACGAUGCAGCCGCGGACGGCGCUCCCCCAAGACAAGAGCCAGAACCCCGGGCCCGCAGCCUACAGUGUGGACCAGGUGAUCCGGGAUCCCGGGGCCAAGGGCCAGAUCCGGGGGAUGAGAGUCCGGGUCCAGGAUGGAGGGUCCGAGGCCCGAGGUUUGGGACCGGGCAGGGGUGGGGGUAAAGGGGAGACAGGACGGGGACCCUGGCGCGGAGCUGCAGGGUCGGCCUGCGAGGUCAGCGGCGUCUCCUGGGCCCCCAGCACCGGAAGCCCCGCGGCUGGAGCUUCGGGAUCCGACACUCGGACUACGUGGCCCAGACCUUGGCCGAAGUGGAUGACUGAUGGGCCGGCGGGCGCGGCCCCACAAACCUUUGCUUAAAGCUUCGGGAACCAGCCGGGUGUCCGCCUCUCUGUGCGCCCGGCCCGGAGAGGGCGAGGGGGCGGAAGGGCGGGGAGUGGGGGGCGGCGAGUCCGGGAAGUCGAGUCCCGGGGGCCUGUGAUUGGCCGGAACCAAAGAAACUAAAAUCGAAAGCCGCGUCUCCAGACCCCGGUAGACAAGCUGGUGCGGCGAGCUUCCUGCCCCGGUGCCAGGCUUGCAGUUUGGACCGUAGUCAGGGCACCUACAAGUCAGCCAAUGAGUGCAUCGAUAAGUAAAAUAACUACUUUAUGUUUCUCUUUUCCUCUCUAAAAUCCAAUAAAAAAAUACCCUCGGGUGAGAAUUGAAAAUAAAAAAACCUGGGGGGGUGGGGGGGUCAUGUGGGGAUAA
Myotis myotis is the source of this 1936-nucleotide messenger RNA. RefSeq names its product outer dense fiber of sperm tails 3B (gene CIMAP1B). The record is from RefSeq and is a predicted model, not a curated record. Gene Ontology annotation, cellular component: cytoskeleton. NCBI's taxonomy places the organism in Eukaryota, Metazoa, Chordata, Mammalia, Chiroptera, Vespertilionidae. The transcript is spliced from 5 exons. The coding region runs from base 566 to 1549 and encodes 327 amino acids.